Molecule: messenger RNA, 1578 nt
Organism: Osmia lignaria (orchard mason bee)
Lineage: Eukaryota; Metazoa; Arthropoda; Insecta; Hymenoptera; Megachilidae
Source: RefSeq, a predicted model, not a curated record
AGUUACUUCUAUCGCCACCUAUGAACGCAAAUGUCAAUUAAUAUUUCUGAGAAUUCGAUAUAAUUCGAUAUAUCGUUCAAUGACAAAGACAAAAGAGAUCACUGUACAAAACAUGCUUCUAUAUCCAUAUAUAUUUAAUAUAUAAAGAAUGAAAAAUAUGUUUAUUAACAAUAUAAAUUAUAUUUGAUAUAUGUACUUAAAAAUAAGAACGAACAACACGACCUUCAAUAGCCGUGAUCGUCUAGUGGUUAGGACCCUACGUUGUGGCCGUAGUAACCCAGGUUCGAAUCCUGGUCACGGCAAUGUGAAAGAGCUUUUAAUUGUUGUUCUAUAUAAGUGUGGUGUUUUUUGUGUUAAAUCUAACAAAGUACAAUUAUUUACUUCCGUUAAAUUCAAGCACCCUGAUGCGUAUAAUUAUGAUAAAGUACGUUUCGAAAGAGGAAUAAGAAAAUUUGACUUCGGUUUGGUUGAAAAAAAUCGGGUUACACGUGGUAUAUUAGGAUCUAAAAACCAUCUAAGAUCAGGUGAUGCCCAUCAAAUUGCACAUUAUUUCCUCACUGGAGGACCCUUGAAAGGUCAUGCUCACUUUACAAGAGAAAUAAACUGUGAUUCAAAUAAUACUGAAAGCAAUGUAGUUGGAAUGAGCAAUCCAGAAAGUAAAAAUGAUACAGAUUCGUCUAUAAGUGAUACAGAUUCGUCUAUAAAUGAACAAAAUUCAAAUGGAAAUGUGUCUGAUCCCAUUACUGGAGCUCAAUUACCUCAAUUACCUCCAUUACCACCACAUAAACCUAUAGUUCAACCACCAAAUUUGUAUAAACCUCCUAAAUUACAUCCAAGUUUAAACACAUUAAUUCCUAAUCCACAUACACCUAUCCAGCAUACUUUCUUAGGUUCUAUUCUCCACCCUCGUUUACACCCACAUAUUAGCGCGCUACACACUAUUCCUAGUGCUUUAAUGAAAGCAGCUAGUAUGCCAGUACAUGGUUUAUUACAGGCACAAUCACAUCUACAUGAUAUUUUACAACCCCAUGGACUAGUUGGAAGUCCUAAUCUUCUUGGAAGUCCCAAUAAAACAUCAAAACGUGCGAAAGCUAAAAUGCAUUCUAUGAAUAAUUUCAUAUAUUUAAUGGGGCAACCACCUAUUGUAGGAGCAUCCCUAAACAACUUUGAUCAUAAAGCUGCAGAAUCAAAUGAAAGAUCCUCUCCAUUCCCCACACAUCCUCAACCUACUGGAUAUAUUGUACGUUAUGUACCCCACAACAAGACAUCCGAAUCACUAACUCCUAUUAGUACACCACAAACUUCUGAUGAUAGCCCAAAUUCAGAAGAAAAUGUAACAAUUUCGGCUGAUAACAACAAUCAAGAUGCAGAUAAAGAUGAAUGAUUACAAAUACAAAGUGAGAACAGUAAUGGUUAACUGACAAAAACAAAGUGGAAAUGAAACUAUGAUAAAACAGACACAAGAAGACUAUUGAAGUUUCAAAGGAUGUACAACACAUACCAUAAUCUGAAACAUUAAAGAACUGUAUUAAAUAUUUAUAUGUAUGGAUAUACAAUUUUCAGUACUAGUUUAAAAUU